UAUGCAGACGAUGUGGUAGAAGCUCUUUAAAUACAAACAUGUGGUCCUAUAAAGUUUCGCAUUUUGUUAUGCGAAGAUCAUUUAGUACAAGUUCUAUUUCAAAAGCUAGUUUAGAUUUGAUGACAUUAGAUGAAAAGAAGAGUCCAGGUCGUCAGGAGCUUUGUUUUGAUAUUCUCUACGGCAUUCACCCAAUCAGUUGUGCAAUCGAAGCUAAACGUCGUUCUAUUGAGACUGUCUUCUAUCGGAGAGACUUGCUGAACCACAGUGUACGAGCAAAAGAAAUUAUCGAGCGAUGUUGGACAGCAAACGUUAAAACUCAAGUUCUUCCGCAGAGCAAGAUUAACAAUAUUGCGCCAAAAGGAAAGCCAAAUCAAGGGCUACUUGCUAAAGCUACCCGUUUAUACUACGUACCCACCCCUUGUACACAUCAAUUGAUUGAAGAUUCACUCUCAGACAAAAAAUCUUCCCAAUCACCAGUGUGGCUAUUGCUCAAUGAAAUCCAGGAUCCUAUGAACUUUGGCUCAAUCCUGAGGUCUGCUUAUUUCAUGGGAUGUGAUAGGAUCUUUGUCAGCUCUCACAAAAGCUGUUCAUUGACUCCAGUUGUCAGUAAAGCAAGCUCUGGGGUAAUGGAGUUAAUGCCUGUCUAUUCAGUCAAUAACCCAUCUCAGUUCUGCCAAAUUCUCAAGGAGUCCAAAUGGGAUGUUGUGGGGACUGGUUCACACAUUGAUGAACUAAAUGAAAAGUCAUCAGUCUGUAGUCCUGUCUGUUCAUUUUUUCGAAAAAAUCCAACCCUUAUCGUAUUGGGUAAUGAAGGGCAGGGGUUACCUAAGGAACUUGUAGCGCUGUGUACCCACCAGCUUUACAUCGAAGCUCGGCCUAACCUGAAUAAAAACAUAGAUUCAAUGAAUGUAUCUGCUGCUGCAGCAGUUAUAUUGCACACCAUUCUCAAUGGCAGUGAUCGCAGCUAAUCCGGAAUUCCAUCGUAUUUUGCCAUUCGUUCAGCGACAUGAGGUGAAAGCUGGCCUUUUUCAACCGCCUUUUCGUUUUCGUUAACAAUGCUGCAGGGUACUUUGGCGUGUUCCCAUCUAACCUAGGUUCUCACUCGUUCUUUCUUUAACAUUUCAUUCUAUUUGUGUACGUGACAAAGGCUAGGUCUCAACAUUGAUUACGCUGAUUUUAGGAAGAUUUGCAUUUUGAACGGAUUGUGUAGCAGGAGCUGAACGAGUCGCUAUGAAGGGGACUUUUCGAUGGAAAAUAAGUGUUCUGUUGUUGACGGUGAUCGUAUUCGUGUUCCUGAAUAACUGUGCGGACGCCGCGGUUGUGGGAGAGCGGAUACCAGACAGCACCAAGGAUCCCAGUCUCCACUCAAUUCAUAACAUUGUCAAAAGACAUUGGAAACUGCAUAAUGAUAAACAGUAUGGAGAUGGUAGUUUAAAGAAAUUUUUCUUCAUGCUUAAGAUCAUUCUAACACUUUUUGGUAAACACUAAAUAACAGUGUCUUUUUGUUUGAAGUAAUGUUUAUUGUGUGUGCCCAACCAUUAACCUCAUUUCUCAUACACUAGAAUUAUAUCAGAAGCCCUGAAAGCCUGAACUCAUGUUUUGUUCCAUCUAUCAUCUAUGUAUUUAAAUGGAAAAUUUUAAAGAAACACAAAACAACCCCAAUUCAAUAAAACUGAGUUAAUAACUUAAAA
Daphnia magna is the source of this 1691-nucleotide messenger RNA. Its product is annotated as rRNA methyltransferase 1, mitochondrial. Gene Ontology annotation, cellular component: mitochondrion. Lineage: Eukaryota; Metazoa; Arthropoda; Branchiopoda; Diplostraca; Daphniidae. Bases 39 to 968 code for a protein of 309 amino acids. The transcript is spliced from 4 exons. Gene Ontology annotation, biological process: rRNA methylation. The record is from RefSeq and is a predicted model, not a curated record. Gene Ontology annotation, molecular function: RNA methyltransferase activity; RNA binding.